AUGUCACACAUCGACUACGCCCUCUUCGAGGCCCCCGUCGGCUAUGCCGUCUUCAAGAUCGUCCACCAGGCCGACGCCGUGGGCCUCAAGCUGAAGGAGGUCCAGCAGGCCUCGGUCGACCUCGCCAAGUUUGGCAAGAUGGUCAAGCUCAUGAACUUUACUCCCUUUGACGGCCACGCCGACGCCAUCCACAACAUCAACGAGGUGUCCGAAGGCAUCUGCACCGACUUCCUCAAGUCCGUCCUCGAGCUCAACCUCCCCAAGACGAGCGGCAAGAAGAGCAAGGUCGUCUUGGGCGUCACGGAGAAGAACCUGGCCGGUGCCAUCAAGGCCGAGUUCCCCGGCCUCGAGUGCGAGACGGCCGACACCAACCAGAUCGUGGCCGACGUCAUCCGCGGCAUCCGUCUACACGCCGAGAAGCUCAUCGACGGCCUCAGCGCCGGCGACAUCGAAAAGGCCUGCCUCGGCAUGGCGCACGCCUACUCGCGCGCCAAGGUCAAGUUCAGCGCGACGCGCAACGACAACCACAUCAUCCAGGCCAGCGCCAUCAUCGACACCCAGGACAAGAGCCUCAACCAGUUCCUCAUGCGCGUCAGGGAGUGGUACGGCUGGCACUUUCCCGAGCUCGUCAAGAUUGUCUCGGACAACCUGACGUACGCCAAGCUCGUCCUGGCCAUCGGCAACAAGAAGACGUUGACCGACGACAAGGUCCACGAGCUCGCCGCCCUGCUCGAGGAGGAUGGGAACAAGGCCCAGGCCAUCGUCGACGCCGCCAAGGUGUCCAUGGGAACCGACGUCUCGGACGAGGAUCUCCAGAUCAUGCUCGGCCUCACCCGCAACGUCGUCAAGCAGGCCGAGAACCGGCAGCUGACGUCGAGCUACCUCAACAGCAAGAUGGGAUCGGUCGCGCCCAACCUGCAGGCCCUCAUCGGCACCACCGUCGGCGCCCGCCUCAUCUCGCAGGCCGGCUCCCUCAACAGCCUGUCCAAGGCGCCCGCCUCGACGCUGCAGAUCAUGGGCGCCGAGAAGGCCCUGUUCCGCGCGCUCAAGAGCAAGAGCAACACGCCCAAGUACGGCAUCAUCUAUCACAGCAGCUUCAUCGGCAAGGCCUCGGCCCGCGACAAGGGCCGCAUAUCGAGGUACGUCGCCAACAAGUGCAGCAUGGCCUGCCGCAUCGACAACUUCUCCAUGGAGCCGACGACGCGCUUCGGCGAGGCGUUCAAGGAGCAGGUCAACGACCGCCUCGAGUUCUACGCCACGGGCAAGAAGCCCUCCAAGAACGCCGACGUCAUGAAGGCCGUCAUCGCUCGGACGGAUGCCGAGAAGGAGGACGACGAGAUGGUCGACGCUCCCGAGCCCGCGUCGGCGAAGAAGGCGAAGAAGGAGAAGAAGGAGAAGAAGGAAAAGUCCAAGGACAAGAAGCGCAAGCGCGACGAGGAAGAGGCCGCCCCGACGCCCGUCAAGGACGACGACGGCGAGAAGAAGAAGAAGAAGAAGCGCAAGUCCAAGGCGGCUGAUGACGAGUAG
Molecule: messenger RNA, 1527 nt
Organism: Drechmeria coniospora
Lineage: Eukaryota; Fungi; Ascomycota; Sordariomycetes; Hypocreales; Ophiocordycipitaceae
Product: SIK1-like protein
Exons: 3
Coding region: 1-1527 (508 amino acids)
Cellular component (GO): small-subunit processome; box C/D methylation guide snoRNP complex
Molecular function (GO): snoRNA binding
Source: RefSeq, a predicted model, not a curated record